Molecule: messenger RNA, 577 nt
Organism: Mangifera indica (mango)
Lineage: Eukaryota; Viridiplantae; Streptophyta; Magnoliopsida; Sapindales; Anacardiaceae
Product: chaperone protein dnaJ 16-like
Exons: 5
Coding region: 139-387 (82 amino acids)
Source: RefSeq, a predicted model, not a curated record
AACAAUGAAAUUCUCUGUAAGCGAAAACGCUCUGAAGACAUUCGCCAGUUAUUGCAUUUUGAUCAAGAUGGGAGUAGUGGAUUGAGCCUUGCACUGCAGGAGGACAACACAAAAACUGAGAAGGUGACAGCUGCUGGCAUGUAUUUUCUUGGUUUCCUGGUUCACCAGUUAGAUCAAACAGCCAACUUGCCAGCUGCUGCAAAGGAUCCGGAUGCUGCCAGCUUUAAAAAACUGGAUAUCCUUCAGCCAUGUGAAAUAACUGAACUGAAGGCAGGCACACAUACAUUUGCUGUUUAUGGUGAUUAUUAUUUUUUUUUAAAAAGUGCUAGCUGCACUAUAGAAUUUCUUUGUGCUGCACCUUUUAAAGAAGAGAAGGAGAAUCUUUGAGCUGUGGAGGCUCAUUCUGACGGAAAGAUAUUUGAGUUGUGCUUAAUUGCUAGUCUGUUGAAAAUCAUUCACAUGCUCCUUCAAGAUAAAAAUCAUGAGUAAUCUGUGUCUCUUUAAUGUUCUAUUUUAGUUUUAUUAUUUUACAAACUAUAGACAAAUAUAUAGCUAAGUAAUUGUUGAUAAUGAAUUU